UCAGUUUUCUAACUGCAGCAUCAGACAGUUUUGAGGCUCUGUUCCUCUCUGAGUCACAGAGAUUGCAGUAGUGUUAUAUUAUCUGAUACUAAACUAGAGAUGUCCACUCUGUGGCCCAGAAUUCCUCUGAUAAAGGGGAAGUCAGCCAGGCAGACUCUGGAGGAGAAGGGUCUGUAUGAAGAGUACAAGAGGAAGUAUCGCUACAACCCCAGAGCCAAGUUUAACACCAGGGCGGGAGAUGCCAUGGUGCCCAUGAUCUACAAUCCAGAGUCAACAUACUAUGGAGUCAUCGCCAUCGGUACUCCCCCUCAGUCGUUCAAUGUUCUCUUUGACACAGGCUCUGCCGACCUGUGGGUGCCAUCUCUCCAUUGCAGCAGCACCCAGGCCUGCAGAAACCAUGCCAGGUUCAACACUACAGCAUCCUCCACGUUCCAGCCCAGCUCAGAGACUUUCUCCAUCCAAUAUGUCACUGGUUACAUGACAGGGGAUGUGGGAUACGACACCGUAAUAAUCGGUGACUUGUAUGUGACACAUCAGAUCUUUGGCCUGAGUCUGGUGGAGGAUGCUUACCUGCUUACAUUACCAUGGGAUGGGAUUUUGGGCCUGGCCUUCCCCAACCAGCAGUCAAUUAACGGAGGUACUCCUGUAUUUGACAACAUUUGGAAACAGGGCAAGAUCCCUCAAGACCUGUUCUCCAUCUAUCUGACCAGCUCUAUAGAUGGCAGUAUGUUAAUCCUGGGAGGAACUGACCCAUCCUACUUCACAGGAAGCAUCCAAUGGAUUCCCAUCUCUCAACCUACUGGCUUCUGGCAGAUCAAAGUAGACAGUAUUACUAUCAAUGGGAAUACUGUGGCGUGUGUAGCUGGCUGCCAAGCUGUAGUAGACUCUGGCACCACUGAGAUCCUCGGGCCUACCAGGGACGUCAAUAACAUCAAUGGCUGGGUGGGAGCCUACAGCGAACAGGGUAUCGUGAGUUGCAGUAAUAUAAAGCGCAUGCCUGAGAUUAUCUUCAACAUCAAUGGAUUCGGCUUUACUCUCCCAGCAUCAGCCUAUGUUUUCCCUUAUGGCUCCAGCUGUAGUACUGGUUUUGGCACCUGGGACAAUGAUCAGUGGAUUCUGGGUGAGGUGUUCAUGAGGCAGUUCUACACUGUCUUCAACAGAGAGCAGAACUGGGUGGGCUUGGCCCAGGCUAAAUGAGUCCAGAGUCAGAUUGACACUGACAAACCCACUGGUGCCCCAACACUGACACCAUGCGUGUCUGCAUCUCAGACUGAGAGAGAUUCACCAGCCCAACCAUCUUUACUCCAGUUCUGUUUACAUCUGAAGUGAACAUCAGACAGGGGUAAUGGAAAAUGAACAAGCUCCACUACUAUACAAUUGUUCCAAUUAUGCAAAUAAAACAAAGUUAACCUGUAUCCGA
Messenger RNA from Coregonus clupeaformis (lake whitefish), 1420 nucleotides. RefSeq names its product pepsin A-like. Gene Ontology annotation, biological process: proteolysis. The record is from RefSeq and is a predicted model, not a curated record. Bases 100 to 1197 code for a protein of 365 amino acids. The transcript is spliced from 8 exons. Gene Ontology annotation, molecular function: aspartic-type endopeptidase activity. NCBI's taxonomy places the organism in Eukaryota, Metazoa, Chordata, Actinopteri, Salmoniformes, Salmonidae.